Molecule: messenger RNA, 1004 nt
Organism: Pristis pectinata (smalltooth sawfish)
Lineage: Eukaryota; Metazoa; Chordata; Chondrichthyes; Rhinopristiformes; Pristidae
Product: histone H4
Exons: 2
Coding region: 205-516 (103 amino acids)
Biological process (GO): nucleosome assembly
Cellular component (GO): nucleosome
Molecular function (GO): structural constituent of chromatin; DNA binding; protein heterodimerization activity
Source: RefSeq, a predicted model, not a curated record
CAGCACGGUGCCAGCAACAGAUGUGAAGUUAACAGGACCACAGUUCCCUGCUUUUUGUCUUCCACCCUUCUCCAACAAUGGGGUCACAUCUGAGGUUUUCCAACCCGCUGGGACCUUCCUGGAACACAGUCGGGCCGCUGUGUAUAAAAGGAGACAGCAGCAGUCGGUGUGUCAUUGAGCAGCGACCUUGGGUGAAGCAGAAUCAUGUCUGGCAGAGGGAAAGGAGGCAAAGGACUGGGCAAAGGCGGGGCCAAGCGGCACCGUAAAGUGCUCCGUGAUAACAUCCAGGGCAUCACCAAACCAGCCAUCCGGCGCCUGGCUCGGCGUGGCGGCGUCAAGCGCAUCUCGGGUCUAAUCUACGAGGAGACCCGCGGGGUGCUGAAGGUUUUCCUGGAGAAUGUGAUCAGGGACGCGGUGACCUACACAGAGCACGCUAAGCGCAAGACGGUGACUGCCAUGGAUGUGGUGUAUGCUCUGAAACGCCAGGGCCGCACUCUCUAUGGCUUCGGCGGCUGAAGAACUCGCCCCUUUCUCCCGAGCACAACACAAAGGUUCUUCUCAGAGCCGCCCACCGCCUCACAGAGGGAGCAGUGACCUGGGAGAUCUGAUGAAAUGUCAUUGGCCUGAAAUAUUAACGGUUUCUCCCCCACGAUGUUUGAUAUUUCAGGGGAGAUCUGGGUGCAAAAGAUUUUCGGCUAGUCAUGGACAAUCCUGCGGGGGUAAGUGAGGGUUUUGUAGAUAAAUGUUCAGAUGAAAAUAUUCGCACCACUUGGUCACCGGUUGUACUGUUGGCGCUGGGAUUUGUCCAGGAAGAAGUAACCGAGGCGAUGACCCCACCUGUUACACACCGGUAAAGUCCAGCGUCAAAGCGCACUGUGGAACACAGACUGGGCGGCAUCAGGUCAGGAAGAGCGGGUUGUGACAUUAAUGGCUGGCGAUUAAACUCCCCUUCUGUGAGUCGGUACUCUGGAAGUGGCGGCCUUUCUGAAGUUCCCCAUUUCCCC